Lactuca saligna is the source of this 605-nucleotide messenger RNA. The record is from the annotation of a GenBank genome assembly. Lineage: Eukaryota; Viridiplantae; Streptophyta; Magnoliopsida; Asterales; Asteraceae.
AUGUCAGGCAGGAAGGAAACAGUUCUAGAUUUGGCAAAAUUUGUUGACAAGGGUGUCCAAGUCAAGCUCACAGGUGGAAGACAAGUGUCAGGGACACUUAAAGGAUAUGACCAGUUGCUGAACCUUGUAUUAGAUGAAGCUGUGGAGUUCCUUAGAGAUGCGGAUGAUCCACUGAAGACAACUGAUCAAACACGUCGCCUUGGCUUAAUAGUUUGUAGGGGUACAGCUGUCAUGCUUGUUUCUCCUACUGAUGGUACAGAGGAGAUAGCCAAUCCAUUUAUCCAGCCAGAUGGAGCUUAAUCUUUUUCACUUUCUUAGCAACAAAACUAGCUGCUUUCUACUAAAAACCCUUGUUUAAUCAAAUUUGGUGUGGAAUAUUACAAAAUAUGAUGCUAUUUUUAAAUACAUCAUAUUUUGGAAACCUUGUUUUAUCUUUGUAAAAUGUAAACCGUAUUUGAACUCAAGAGAGUUUUCUAUUUUCUUUUCUAUGAAAUACGAUGGAAAACGGGGUGGAAGAGCAAUGAGGCUUAUAGAUCUUUUAAAGUAAGGUAAUGCAAUUUUUAACUAUAUUAACAUAUUUAUAUUUUUAUGUUGAAGUUACGAAC